This is a messenger RNA of Daldinia caldariorum, 926 nucleotides long. RefSeq names its product V-type ATPase. The record is from RefSeq and is a predicted model, not a curated record. NCBI's taxonomy places the organism in Eukaryota, Fungi, Ascomycota, Sordariomycetes, Xylariales, Hypoxylaceae. The coding region runs from base 85 to 630 and encodes 181 amino acids. Gene Ontology annotation, molecular function: proton-transporting ATPase activity, rotational mechanism. Gene Ontology annotation, cellular component: proton-transporting V-type ATPase, V0 domain. The transcript has 5 exons. Gene Ontology annotation, biological process: proton transmembrane transport.
CUACUUGCCGUGCAGCAGUUUGUCUAGAGUGAAUAAACUACCUCAUAUCAACAACCUCCUCAAGUCGAGUCGCAGUAGUCUUCAAUGGCCCAGCAGACAGUUGUAUCCGAGAUGAACGCCGCACUCGCUGAUAUGGUCUAUGAGGCCCGCUGCCCAGUAUAUGCCUCCUUCUUCGGAGCCAUGGGCUGCGCAUCGUCCAUCAUCUUCACCGUCCUAGGCGCAUCCUACGGCACCGCCAAAUCAGCCGGCGCGAUUUUUUCCUCGGGGAUAAUCCGCCCAGAUCGGCUGAUGCAGAACACACUCUGCGCCAUCAUGGCCCAGAUCCUCUCCAUCUAUGGCCUCGUGGCCAGCGUCAUCAUCUCGGGCGACCUCAUCGAGAAGAUGCCCCUACACCAGGGCUUCCUCCAGCUGGGCGCGGGCAUCAGCGUCGGGCUCAGCGGCCUCGCGGCUGGGUUUGCUAUUGGCAUAGUUGGAGACGCGGGAGUGAGAGCUAGCAGCCAGCAGCCGCGACUCUACAUCGGCAUGGUCCUGAUCCUAAUCUUCGCCGAAGUCUUGGGCCUCUACGGCGUUAUUGUCGGGAUCCUCAUGUUAACUAAAUCGAAGGAGAACGUCACUCAGUGUCUGUACUGAUCUAACCUGGCAAACCCCCACGGGGCGUAAUACGUAUAUCAUGGUAUACAUGUGAAAAAAACGCGGGUCUGUGGGGGUGCCUCGGUGUACGCAAGUUUCUGUAACAAUAUAUAAGAGUUAAACGCUACGAACUACUCGCCUGGUCCCUUGACUUGCCUAGUUAGAGUUUAAAAGUUCCAAUUUCUCAAACCUCAGCAUGACUGCUGUGAACAUAUAAGUUUGGCGUGAUAAGUGAAUCGUAUUGAAAGCAUAAUCUUCGGUUAUUUCGUAGACUCCCGAACUCCGUUAAAGAUUCU